AUGAGACCCGCCAGAGGGACACGUUUAACAAGGCUGCUGGUUUGGUAUGCUACAUUCCUGGUCGUGUGCGUCUAUGGGGACAACUCCGCCUCCUCAAGUCGGGCCCAAGCUGAAGUCGUUUAUGAAUGGGUUACCGUCGACUAUGACUGGCCGUCUGACGAUGUGAAACACCAGUUUGAGCAAGAUGGCCGAUACGUUCCAUCCCAUAAUUUGGUCUCAGGAGUCAAAACUUACAAGGGUCAGGUGUAUCUGAGUGUCCCUAGACUGCGCUACACCAACGGCGUGCCGUCCACACUUAAUCAGGUGGUUCAGAAGGGGAACCAGUCUGUGCUACGGCCGUUUCCAUCCUGGGAGUGGCAGGAGCUGGGCAACUGUAGCGCCCUGCAGUGUGCCAUGAGCAUGGAGGUUGACCCAAUCUCUGGACACAUGUACGUGAUAGACGUGGGUCGGUCUGGCUUCUUUGGUGACGUCAGCAACGAUUCGGCUCCGGUGGUGUGUCCCGCCAAACUUGUGGUCUUUGAUCUUGCAGAUGGGCAUCUUGUACGCAGCCAUGAUUUUCCGGAAGAUCUUGUUUCAAAAGAAACCAACUUUCUCAACGACAUUGUCCUCGACCGUGGCAACGCAUUAUCUACCCAGGUGAGGUGGGUUCACAUCACCGACGCCAUUGAUGCUAAACUGGUCACCUUUAGCCUUGAAACCAAUCUGAGCCACACGGUGCAUCACUCGUCCAUGGACGCUGACCCAGGCUUGGGGUCGGACAUCACCGUGAACGGACAGACAUUCAAACUAGUAACUCCCAUUGAUGGUCUCGCCAUGUCUGCAGAUUUCCAGUACCUCUACUUCUGCCCGCUGGGCAGCAGAGACCUUUACCAGGUUCCCUCGGAUAUUGUCAGGUAUCCAGGAGAGGACUUCGCUAACAGUGUCCGCUUUGUGGGCUCCAAGAUCUCACAGACUGGAGGCAUGACUUACGCUACCAAUAAUCUUUUCUAUGGGGCUCUAACCCGGAAUGGAGUCUACCGUUGGGAGGUGAGCAAAGACGAGCGGGACCAAGGUGUGGAUGCCUCAAAUGUCCUCUUGAAAACUGAAACGGAGCUGGUGCAUGACGAUGAGAAACUCCAAUGGCCGGAUUCCUUCACCAUAGACGAGUCUGGCUUCUUAUGGUUCACUGCCUGCCGUGCCCAGCUCUUUCUCCUGGGAGAUAUGGAUUUCCAGGGAACACAGGGAGCCAACUUCAGGGUCUGGAGGGUGAACAUCUCAGAGAAAGGAUACUUGGCCACUCCUGGCUCUUCGCUGUAG
Messenger RNA from Candidula unifasciata, 1296 nucleotides. NCBI's taxonomy places the organism in Eukaryota, Metazoa, Mollusca, Gastropoda, Stylommatophora, Geomitridae. The record is from the annotation of a GenBank genome assembly.